Messenger RNA from Puntigrus tetrazona (Sumatra barb), 4908 nucleotides. It is a transcript of the gene rhogd, whose product is annotated as ras homolog gene family, member Gd. Gene Ontology annotation, molecular function: protein kinase binding; GTP binding; GTPase activity. Gene Ontology annotation, cellular component: cytoplasmic vesicle; cell cortex; cell projection. The transcript has 2 exons. Lineage: Eukaryota; Metazoa; Chordata; Actinopteri; Cypriniformes; Cyprinidae. The record is from RefSeq and is a predicted model, not a curated record. Gene Ontology annotation, biological process: small GTPase-mediated signal transduction; actin filament organization; cortical cytoskeleton organization. Bases 108 to 683 code for a protein of 191 amino acids.
CGGCGUGGACCGCGUCUUCCGGGAGAUCACGGCGUCCGGUUCGGAGCGCUAGUCGGAGAGGCGCGCGAGGAUUUCAGAGGCGGUGCCGCUGCCUGUUCGGACGCAGAAUGCAGACUAUUAAGUGUGUGGUAGUGGGCGACGGGGCGGUGGGCAAGACGUGCCUCCUCAUCUCCUACACCACCAACGCCUUUCCCGAGGAGUACAUCCCCACCGUGUUCGACAACUACAGCGCUCAGAUGAGCGUGGACGGCCGGACGGUCAGCCUCAACCUGUGGGACACGGCGGGUCAGGAGGAGUACGACCGGCUGCGCACGCUCUCUUACCCGCAGACCAACGUCUUCAUCAUCUGCUUCUCCAUCGGCAGCCCCUCGUCCUUCGCCAACGUGCGGCACAAGUGGCACCCCGAGGUGUCGCACCACUGCCCCAGCGUGCCCAUCCUGCUGGUGGGCACCAAGCGGGACCUGCGCUCGGACGGCGAGACGCUGAAGAAGAUGAAGGAGCAGGGCCUGGCGCCCACCUCCCACCAGCAGGGCGGCGCUCUGGCCAAGCAGAUCGGAGCCGUCAAGUACAUGGAGUGCUCUGCUCUGCUGCAGGAGGGAGUGCGGGAGGUGUUCGUGGAGGCCGUGCGCGCCGUGCUCUACCCCGUUACCAAAAAGAACGCCAAGAAGUGUGUGCUGUUAUAGUCGGACGCCACGGUGGUGAACUCGUGAACAAGCUGCGCAGGGCCGUUCUCUUCUCACGCUCUCGGUGUCUGAUUGCUUUCGCUGACUUCUUCGUGUGUCAUUACCUUGUAAAUCAGUCUGUUGAUGUUGCUUGCCUUUUUUGUUGUUGAAUAAUAACGGUUUAUUGCCAGUAGGGGUGCAAUGAUAAAUCAGUUUCUAUGAUUUUUUUUUUUAUUUUAUUUUUUUUAAGUAGAUGGCAUACGAGAGUAUGGUUAAAAAGUAGACUUGAUCUGCUCCGAUUCCUGAAAUUCUUGGGUUGAUAUUGCAAUUUUUUUAAAUUUUUUCUAUUUUUUUCAAUUUUUUUAUUUUUUUUUUUCAGCAGAUGGCGUUGUGUGUUUGAGAAACGAGCAUUUUAGUGUGUGAUUUUAAACCUAGCCUAAAGCGCCAUCUCCUGUUAAAAAAAAAAAAAAAAGCUCAAAAUCGAUUCCUUAAAUUUAAAUUUGUGGGGUUUUUUUUUUUAGUUUAGCGUAGUUUUCUGCUACGUUCCUUAGAUACAGCUCUGCUUGUUUUCAAAUCCUAUCAGACACUCAAACCUAAAAUAAUCAAUCAUAAAGUUUUCGGAAAAAAUUAUAAUAGUGUUCACAGUAGGCUGAGUUUACAUUAAUCUCGAAACAUAAAAGCAAGUACUUUUAACCAGAAUCAGUUCGCACACCCCUAGUUGCCAGGUCCACUGCACUGACGCGUGGCGUCCUGGGCGUUUAGAUAAAUGUGCAAUAUAGUGAAGACUAAGUUUAUAGAUAUCCCAACCAAAUCUUUGAUGUGCCUUCAGAAUGAUUCUUAAUAAGCGUGUUGUGUUCGAUCCAUAGUUGUUCAGCAAUAUUCCGAUAGUUUGUGUAAAAUGGAUCAUGUGGGUUGACAACCGCAGGAUAUAUUUCACUCCAACAUCAAAAAUAUACUGUUCUUGAAGAAAUUAAGAUUUUUUUUUUUUUUUUUUUUUUUAAUGCAAACAAAAAAAAAUUCCCCAAAGUCACUUCCCCAGAAACAAUGACUGAUUUUUAUUUAAUUUUAUUAUUGGUGUGUGUACUAUACGUAUGUGUAUAUAUAUAUAUGCGUGUGUGUGUGUGUGUAUAUACACAGGUAUAGUACACACACAGUAUUUGUAUAGUACUACAAAUACUGUACUGCUGUACAUUUCCAGUUAUGUUUUUACAAGUGCAAAAUGUCUUAAUUGUCCAGAUGUUUUUAAUGCUAAAUAUUAUUUUGGGGUUAAAUUUGAGCCUGAAGUUUUUGUUAAACCCAUCAUCUGAGAUUCGUGCCUUUUAUGUGUUUUUUUUCCUGAUAAAGGGCUGCGUCCCGCUGCUAAACAAGUGUUAGUACUGUUGUUGCGAUGGCAGAUUUAAGCUUUAGCCCGUAUUUUCCUCUUCAGAGACGGUCGAGCAGGUUACUCUGCAUGCCUUAACGUGAAGCCUUGUGUUCGAGUGAUCGACAGCAAACACCAAAACACUGACGAGUCUUUCCAGCCCAAAGCCCUGCCAAGCCGCACGACUGUUAUCUCCCGUCUCCUUUGAAGGCGGCCGUUUGGGUUUGUUCUUGUUUUAUGUUUGGUUGUACAUGUUCAAUAAGAGGCCUGAUGUUGUCCCUCGUGUUACCCGACAGCACUGGCCGCUGUAUUUCAAUAGCUUCAUCUCACGUACAUCAGCAUUUAAAGAUACGAGAGGAUUUCCAGCGUUGCUGUUGUCAUUAAAGUGUCUGCAUCUCAGCGUGGGGAACGAGCGAGAUGUUUCUCCUCGCUGAUAUCUUUCUGAACUGGAAGUCGUGGUUUAAACUGACGUGUGUGGAAACCUGUGACUGGGCAGGCAAUGAUUUAUAACUGAAAUAGUCAUAUGUAUAUGUAUGAAUAUAUUUUUUAAAUUGCCUCGUGUUUUUAACUUCUAGCUUUUUCUGAACUUGGCCAAAGAGUGCCUUCGGAUGCACAGAGUUGUGUGAGCGAGCAGGUGUCUGUUGUUAAAUCCGGACAGUGUCUAAUCAUUCCUUCCUUUUUGAGUUGAUUUGCCAAACUGGGUGUAAGUGUUGUGCGCCGCCGGUGGAUGACCGGUGAGCGUGAGCCGCUUCGUUUCUUCUCACACGCCGUCUGUGUGUCUAUGGUAUGUGGUACUACAUAUAUAUAUACACUGGGAACUCCAUUUUUGUCAAAAUUUGCUUUUUAUAACCAAAAUAAAUUGUAUAAAUGAACUAACCGUGAAAUGAUUUUAAAUUAUGCUAAAUAAAUUUUUACACUCUCUCUCUCGGAUGUGUGUGUGUGUGUGUUGGUCCGCUCCUGACGCCGAGUGCACACACUUCCGCUGCUGCCGCCGUGCACAAGCCACAACAAAGAAGUGAGACGUCUGAAGACGCUGAGAGCGUGUGGCAGGCCGAGUCGGGCGGCUGGUGGAGAACUCACUGCUGUCUGUUGCAGUUGUUUCCACACUUCAGCUGCGACACCGACUCGCUGCGUGUGCUGCUUAUUCUCAUGCACGCAAGUGAUGUAAAUCUACAAGGAGAUAAAGUGCUACAUAAAUGAUAAUGUGCUGCACUUUAGUGAAUAUUUCACUUGAUGUUUUCCACUAGGUGGCACCAAACACGUCCUAGGGCUUUUUGUGCAGGAUGGACUAAAUCAAUUUACUGUUCAGUUAAAUAAUAUAAAUAUUCUCUCGAGCCAGUGCUUCUGUUGCUUGAGCUGUUUCUAGAAUCUAAUCUUUGUUCACAUUUGAAAAACGAGUCAUUUGAAUAGGUUUCCCAUAGCAAUAAUUAGUAAAGUAUGACUCAUAUUUAUCAUAUUUACUGACAGUGUAUAAUAUGUUUAAAAAGGAGUGCUACUUACGCACAGCACACAUCUAAUAAUAAGCCCAAAUGUGUUUUAAUGUCUUUACCGACGAGGAUUGGGUGAUCUUUGAAUAGUUUCAGUCUUUAAAUGUCUCUACAGUACAAUCAAGUAUUCUUCAGUAUAUCUUAACCAGGACCUCAGUUUGUUUUUUUGAUUAACAAUGUAAAAUGUCCAUUUAUAUUUGAUUACUUAACACAGAUUAUUUAACAGAUGCUUUUAAUAUCUGCGCAGUGUGUGACAUCAGCAAUCAACAGCCAAUCGCAUGCCGUGAAUCAAGUUUAGCCUCAUUUGAAGCAGAGAUGUUUGAGAUCUCUACAGUAACUAAACCCUGCUUCCCAGUGUGCAUACUAUCUAGUGUCUGCCCCGGACAGUGUUGAAAAUCACGCUACUUCUUGAGCACAAGUAUGAAAGCCUUUACUUGCAGAGCUAGAGAGGCACAGCACUUCUCAUCUUCACCAGGAGCUCAACAAUAGAGAACAGGAAGCGGUUAAACGACUCGAAGACGUGCAGCGGAGGUGGAGUGUGUGUGUUUCUCUGCUGAAUGCUGGGAUAGAUUUAGUCGUGACCCUACAGAGGACAAGAGGUUUGGAGGAUUGAGGGAUUGUUGAAGAUGCAUUAAAAGACAGAAUGUGACCAAAUAUACUGAUACCCUAGUAUAGAGAGUGAACUCGUCACGCUGGGCUGGGACACACUUUUAUUCAGAAGGAUCAUCUUGAAUAAGGCAUUCCUCACCUUCAUGAAGCAGCCGCUUCUCCUCUUUGGGUUCUGUGCCACUUCAGUUUGCAGAAGCUCAGUAUUCAGUAACAUCACUGCACUGACACCACCGAUGAGAAGAAGACUGGAACUGGAUCCAGCUGGAUGAUGAAACUGUUUUAUAGCCUGAUCAAACUCAUUCAUAAUUCAUGAAGUGUGCCACGCCGACACAGAGUUAUUAAACCGAGCUGAAGGAUGACAACGCCGUCUUCUGUCUGGAUGGGCCUCUUUUACCGAGCUUAAAAAGGCGCUGAUUUAUGUUACGAGCAAAACUGCGAAUGAAACUAUGCUCUCUGUACAAGAAAAUCAAACCAGAAACUAACAAACCGAGGAAACCUGUGGCUUUUUCCCCUUCAUAACACAUGACUUGUGCCAGAGGAAACACUUUAACAAUAAUGUUUGGGAAUACAGUGGUGUGAGACCGUUAUGAUAAAUGAUUAUCAGGCAUUUCAAAAUGAAUAAUAUAACAUUUGAGAUGCUGCGUGAAGUUAUCCAGUCACAUGACCUGUCUGUCUGCCGUGUCUUUUUAUCAGAUCAAGUAUAUAUAUACCGAAUAGGACAUGUUUUCAUGCACUUCCAUGCAUUUUUUAAUUGUAUUUGAAAAUGUGUAUAAAAACAGAUGCACACAUA